GUCGUAUUGUGAUUCUUAGUAUAGGAAGAUUUAAUCGCGUCUAGCGGCUGCUGUAGCCGCGUAACCGCGAAGACGCCCCACUUCGACGCAUUCGAAUGUCUCGGAAAUGCUUCUCUCGUCCACUUCGGCGUCUUCCCACGGAGCCAACGAUUCAGUUUCACUCUGUCCGGUGAGAAGUUUAGUGUUCAACUCAAAGUUGGUGGAGAUCAAGUGUUGGACGGGUUUAUAACCAACUCUCUAAAGUUGUUAAAAAAAAUAUAUCUGGGUGUGUGCUUGCAUAUUGCUUUUGGAUCACAAAAACAUCUUAAGACAAAAUGUUCAGUGGAUUGGGAGCAUCGCUCAAGAGUCUGGGAGAGAAGACAGCUAGUCUGUUCGACAGGAAGAAGAAGGAUGCUGAGACUCUGGCGGCGGAAAAGGCUGCAACGGCCCAGAAGAUGGCUGAGGAGCAAGUAAAGAAGGCUGGAGAAGCUGUUGGACAGACCAGGAGUGAAGCAGAAAAUCUUGCUGCAAGCACAGCAAAGGAGGCAGCAGCUUUGGCUGUGGAGGAGGGUUCCAAGGUGGCCAAGAGUGCCGAGGAGCAGGCUAAGGCAGCAGCAGGUGCUGCCAGGCAGACGGCCAGCAAUGUCAGUGACACCGUUGAGAACACAAAGAAGCAGGCAGCCAGUAUGGCUGAACAGACCCAGAAGGCAGCUAAUGAUGCUAUCAAUCAGGGUCUCAAGACCGCCGAACAGGAGAUAGACAAUACCAUGAAAGCCACCAGUACUGCCGUGGAUCAGAAACUCCAGGAAGCUAACAAGUAUGCUGAUGAGAAGCGUGUUCAGCUGGAGAAGAAGGUGAACGAGGAGGCUGCUAAAGCUCAGGAAUCCGCCGGAAACAGUGCUGCCAAUCUACUGGGAAAACUUAAUUUGGGCGGUGGCAAGUAAAUCCUCUGCAAUUUCCAAUCAUACACAUUUUCUCUUCAAAUUCUUCCGGCAUCUUUCCUGCAAUGCCUUUGGGAGCAAAAAUGCUUGAAAAGUUCACAAAAAAAUCUGCAAAUUUCUCGAAAAAAAAAAACUAACAUUAGAAAAGGAUUGAGAUUUUUGUGCCAGAAGAAACAAUUUUGAAAUUAAUCACACUCAUUAGAUUUUAGAGAAGAAUAAUCAAGGGGUGACUCAUAUUGAGGAACUUGGGCAAAUGCUGAAGAAUGUUUAGGGAUAUCCUAGCAAGAAAAGUUUAGGAAACCUGAGAGGUCUUUUGAAGGACGAAUCUCGAAGAAUCUCAAAGAAUGAAUGAACGAGUCAUCCCUUGAGACUAUAUUACUUAUAUUAUGUUAUUUGUCUAUUUUCUAUACGUCUAUUUCACAAAUAAAAUUGUAUCUCAUCUUCAAUGAGAUUUAACUGCAAAAAAAAGUGCAACGUUAUAGUUUCGAAAUGGCCUAAGAAAAAGAAACAAGGAUUUUUUGAGAAGGACUUAGCCUGGAGAAGGAGCUUUUUCUGGAAGCUUCUGUAUGCCUUCAUUUGAAACUCAAAUGCCUUCAAAAAACACGCGUCCAAUUGAUCAAUUAUGAUUGAGGAUUUACACACAGAAAAUAAAUAAAUCUUAAUGUUAGAUAAUCUUCAUUUUUAUCAUAUAUGAAAAAGAAAAAACAAAUUGUCGUUAAGUUUCUAAGUGUAAAGCUAUCUUUGAAAAGAAAAGAAUUGUAUUUGUUACAAGAAUAAAAAUGAUGGAUAAAAAAAA
This is a messenger RNA of Phlebotomus papatasi, 1716 nucleotides long. RefSeq names its product translation initiation factor IF-2. NCBI's taxonomy places the organism in Eukaryota, Metazoa, Arthropoda, Insecta, Diptera, Psychodidae. The record is from RefSeq and is a predicted model, not a curated record. The transcript is spliced from 3 exons. The coding region runs from base 315 to 923 and encodes 202 amino acids.